This is a messenger RNA of Syngnathus acus (greater pipefish), 4288 nucleotides long. It is a transcript of the gene kcnab2a, whose product is annotated as potassium voltage-gated channel, shaker-related subfamily, beta member 2 a. Gene Ontology annotation, molecular function: transmembrane transporter binding; voltage-gated potassium channel activity; potassium channel regulator activity. The record is from RefSeq and is a predicted model, not a curated record. Bases 542 to 1738 code for a protein of 398 amino acids. Gene Ontology annotation, cellular component: membrane; extrinsic component of cytoplasmic side of plasma membrane; cytoplasm. Gene Ontology annotation, biological process: regulation of potassium ion transmembrane transport; potassium ion transport; regulation of action potential. Lineage: Eukaryota; Metazoa; Chordata; Actinopteri; Syngnathiformes; Syngnathidae. The transcript has 14 exons.
CGAUCAGCACAAAGCAGGGAGAUGUAAGUUGAAUCGAGGCGACGGUCAGAGAGGUGACAAUGAGGUCGGGCGGUGGAAUGAAUUUCCAGCAGCCGGCCCGACUGUCAAGGUGGAUUCGGCAGAUGUGAGGAUCUUGCAAAUUUCUACUUUUGUCUCGUGGUUUGGAUCUUUACAUUGCCAUCAUUUUUAAAGAGCAGGCAGCAGGGAAGGUGUAAAACCCCAGCUUGGAGCUCAGCCUUGAAAAGAAACUGACAGACUCUAAAUCUCUCAUGACUAUCUGAAUCAAGGAAGACCCUCAACAAGAAGACCACCUUUUUGCUUCAUACUUUGUAUACUUUUGUAUCUGCCUCAGGAAUAUUGCGAGCUUGUCAGUCCAUUUAUCAAGCGGGAGGUGAUUUCUAACACAAGCAAGGCGUGUGACACUUGCCCCAGGGACAAGGCCACCUUUUACAACUAAACACCGUCCCGGACCAGAAGAAGCCUCACUCUCCCAGCUCAUCCACUCGCAGUUCAUCCAGUCGUUUUAAAGAAAAGAUCCAAGAUGCAGGUCUCACUGGUGUGUACCGACCACCGCGGCGGUGUGAGCCGCACCACGGAAGACCGGCUCAACCGGCAAAACGCCAACAGCCCCGGCACAGGGACGCGAAGCAAAUUCCGAGCCGUGGCCAUGGUGGCUCGAAGUCUUGGUCAGCUCUCUGUUCAGAGUGUGCCGUCUUCCAGCGAGCAAAGCAUGAGGACCGGCAUGAAGUAUAGAAACCUUGGGAAGUCGGGUCUGCGUGUGUCCUGCCUUGGAUUAGGAACAUGGGUGACGUUUGGCGGACAAAUUACAGAUGAGAUGGCAGAGCAGCUGAUGACUCUGGCGUAUGAAAACGGCAUCAAUCUGUUUGACACGGCCGAGGUCUACGCUGCUGGGAAGGCUGAGGUGGUGCUGGGGAACAUCAUCAAAAAGAAAGGAUGGAGACGCUCAAGUCUGGUGAUAACAACAAAGAUCUUUUGGGGAGGAAAAGCCGAGACUGAAAGAGGUUUAUCUCGAAAACAUAUUAUAGAAGGUUUAAAAGCUUCUCUGGAGCGACUGCAGUUAGACUACGUUGAUGUAGUAUUUGCAAACAGACCGGACCCCAACACGCCUAUGGAAGAAACGGUUCGAGCGAUGACCCAUGUGAUAAAUCAAGGCAUGGCCAUGUACUGGGGGACAUCCCGCUGGAGUCCCAUGGAGAUCAUGGAAGCAUAUUCCGUGGCACGACAAUUCAACCAGAUCCCUCCGAUUUGCGAGCAGGCCGAGUAUCACAUGUUUCAAAGAGAGAAGGUGGAGGUGCAGCUACCUGAACUAUUCCAUAAAAUAGGUGUCGGGGCCAUGACGUGGUCGCCGCUGGCCUGCGGGAUCAUCUCAGGGAAAUAUGACGGAAGGGUGCCCCCGUACUCUCGGGCCUCUCUGAAGGGUUACCAGUGGUUGAAGGACAAGAUCUUGAGCGAGGAGGGUCGGCGUCAGCAGGCGAAGUUGAAAGAGCUGCAGGCGAUCGCGGAGCGGCUGGGCUGCACUCUGCCCCAACUCGCCAUCGCGUGGUGUCUACGUAACGAGGGCGUCAGCUCUGUCCUUUUAGGGGCGUCCAACACUGACCAAUUGAUGGAGAACAUAGGAGCUAUUCAGGUUCUCCCCAAGCUGUCGUCAUCCAUCACGCACGAGGUGGACAGCAUCCUGGGCAACAAGCCGUACAGUAAAAAGGACUACCGUUCUUAACGCCCGGUAGCCUCAGCGCGUCUCGCCUUUUUGCCUGAUCCUCCGUUUGCUUGAGCUUCAACCCUUGAGCGAGAACCCCCGCCCCCCAUUGCUCCCAUGCCCCAAAACCCCCUCCCUCAACCUGAACCCUCCUGGCGCAUGAGUGUGGUCUCACCAAAAGGCCACCAGGGGGCUCCCUCGCUCACACUUCCAGGGAUAUAAGGAAAAAAAGAGGAAAAAAACUGGCAUCUCUCGAGAGGUUUGCAAGUCAGACUUUGAUUAAGAAAAAGAGUGAAAAACAAAAUAAGCACACGCUGGUUUGGGUGCUCAGAUGUUGUUCUGCCACGCCCAGCAAGCUGAUGGUCAUACGUGAAGAACACGUGCUCUCGUGUUAUCCUCCACGUCGUCUUGUGUUUGUGUCUUUGUCUGACAACAAUCAGCACUUUAGUAUGGUCAGUGUCGGUAUCCUACCGCAUUAUUAGCCCGCACACAUUGCACUAGACAAGAAGAAGUGGCCUCAUGGUAGUUUCCUCAAAUUGACAUCCACCAUCUCUACCAUUUUUUCCAGUUAUUUUAUUGAGAUGCUCCACACUCCUGUUGCCUCUUUCAGUACCCCCCUGAGGCUCUUCCAUCAUCCUCAUAUGCAUAAUUAACACACUUGUGUCUUUAGCAUUAGCAUUUGCUAUACCAAUUAGUUCAAGGAAGCAGGCAACUUUAGUUUUAAUGUUAGUUGGAUGAAGCAGACGUGACAUUUUGAUCACUAUCAGACGGUGUUAAUAUGCUUGUGUCUUAAGUUUUUAAUAUUAACGUCAGCUUUAGCUUUAACGGCUUCAGCUAGAGAAGCAGCCAUCUUUGAUCCUUGUUGUCAUUGAUGGGCUUUAAAUUACCUCCGUCUUCGACUUAAUGUAAGCUUUAGUUUUAACGUUACCUACAGCAAGUAGCUGUUGUUCGCCAUCAAGGGUGUUAACAUUUAUGUGUCUUUAACUUCAGUGUUAGCUAUCGGGAGUUCGGCACCAGAGUGGAACCAAACCCUAAAUAUUUCUUUGCAAGAAAACAUUGUAUGUGUAAGCGCUUUUCAAAACGGAUUAAUAUCACAACCAUGGAAUAAGAAUUAAAUGGAAUCUCUAAUCCGGGUAAAACAUCUUGGUUUUCGUGGCCAUGUUGGCUGUUGUUCACUGUCAGAGGCUAUUAACGUGCCUAUAUCUUUCAUUCCAACAUCGGCUUUAACAUUAACGUAGAGUGAGAAGCUUUCCAUCAAAGGCUGCUUAUGUGCCUAUGUCUUUUUUUAUGCUAAGAGCAUGAUAUCAAACUCGGGACUUGCUAACCAGAGCUCGGGUCUUAAGCUAUUUUAGCUUCAGCAUGUUACCAACAGAAGUAGCCAUCAAGGAUCUUGCUCCCCAUCGGAGAGUGUAAUAUGACAUCUUUCAUGUUAGCUUUGGUCAUUUUGGCUCUUGUGUUGUUGAAUCAGAGAGUGUUAAUGUGCCUGUGUCUUUAGCAUUCAUGUUAAUGCAAGGAAGGAACAUCACAGUAUGCUACCACACCUAUUUUCUUUGCUUUAAACAUGAGCUAAGGGAAGCGGUUAUCUUGACACAUCAUGGGACAAUGAUGCUGUACAUGAUUUUUUUUUUUUUAACCUUUAACAUUGGCUUUUGUAUUAAUGUUAGCGGAAGAGAAAAACAUUUCUCAUCAAACCUGAAGAAAAAUUGUUGUGUGUGUGCCCUCUAUAUGCAUAUGCAGUAUGAAGAUCUGGAGGAUCCCCAGUGGGGUACAUUCAUGCUCGUCUACUUUUUAGUUGCAAAUGUAAUCUUGGCAUAACAAAGUCGCUUUGGCAGCAAGCAGUCUGUGUGAGGAAGAGACAUAUUUUUGUUGUGUGUGUGGCAACAGUUCAGGGAAGCAAGCGGGUGUUUUUUGGGUGGAUUUGUGCUUAACCUAUUUGCUCAGUGCAAUAUCAACGGUUCAAUUAUAAUUACAGUGAACACAAUUUGCAUAUACAAAUGAAUGUUUCUGAGUAGAGAAGCAUGGCUUAGAUCAAAGUACAAAGCCACUUCCCAGUUAUGUUCUUGUUUUCAAUUGAGAAAAUCAACACAGCACUGGUAAAGAGCUUGGAAACAAAUCCACUUUUACACAAGACCUAACCUUAAUUUGAGAAAUUUAAAUAAUGGAUGAAUGGCACAAGACUCAUUGUCAUCCUCUUGGUGGAGGUGACUUCAGAAAUGGAAGCGGAAAAGAAAAGAAUCUAUUUUUAUGUUUUCGCCUGUAACAAUUCAUCAUGAUUCAUCACUUGGCUGCGUUUUUGUCCCUCUCCAUAAGACUGACCAGUUGUUGUGAUUGUGGAGAAAAACGGUCGAGGGAGACAAAGAUCUCGUGUACAUAAUGAGACCUGUGUAUAUAUUAUAGAUACAUUCUAUUCCAGUAGUGAUCGCCUCUGCCUUUUGUUUAUUUUUAUUCAUUUGAAAAAAAAAGUUAUUUUGCAGGCGUUGCUAACUGCACUGUGCUUGAAUCUGAAUUCUAGACAAAGAUGUACAGCUUCAUCAUCAUUAAAAAACUUAUUGAAGAAUGGCAAAUGAAAAA